AUGGAUACUCAGACUCCAUCAACAUCGUCUGAUAUGCCUCAUCUCAACGCAGACUUCGAUCCUGAUAUGGACAAAUUCCUCGACCUUGGCCAGAAUGCUGUCAACUCGUCUUCCACAUCGCCCGAUAUGAGGUCCAAGUCCCCUGCUGGACACAGCUCAGGUGGAAGCAGUUUCGGCGGUAGCCAGCCUCAACAAACAUUCUCCGGCCCGAGUUUCCAAUAUGAUUCUUACAAACAGCAGACUGGGUUGCCUGUUGGAGGACUAGCAAAUACUUUUGCACUCAACCAAGCCACUGGCAUGCAAUACAAUGGAUACGGCAAUGGCUUUAUCAUGCCAAUGGAGACUCUGAAUAUCCCAUUGACCAAUAUGGAUGAGUUCGACUUCGCGGCGUAUCCAUCGAUGGAUAUGGACCUCGAGGCAGACUCGCCUACAGAUAAUAUGUUUUACUCGUCUGCAUCGUCCGCUAAAGCAGGGUACAUCGACCCGAACGCUCUGCUUGGCCAGGACAAUGCCUCCUCAAGCAGUUCUGCUCCGGUACAGAGGAUGUAUCCUGGCAUGCACUCACAGCUAGCUGCUCAAGCCAAAGCCCAACAAGCACAGAAGCAGGGCGUGGUUGGUCAGCAGCCAAAGCAAAUGCCGCAAGGUCAACGCCCACUUUCCCAAAGCUCGAAAAUCCACCAUCCCAAAGACCCACAUGUUGAGGAAAGCAUCUCGCGGCUUCUCAAUCAGAUGAGGCAAAGCAGCGUCGCAUCGGUCGAUGAUGAUUGCUCUACCCCAACAGCCAAUCUGCCACAUCUUGCUAGGCUGAAGAAAGACGAGGACGAAAUGGACGAGGACGAGAGGCUUCUUGCCAGUGAAGAGGGCAAGAAGCUCAGCAGCAAAGAACGCCGCCAGCUGCGCAACAAGGUCUCUGCUCGUGCAUUCCGUUCACAAUAUAUCGGUCAACUUGAAGGUGAAGUUGCUAUGAAGGCACAGGAAGCCAAUGACCUUAAAGUUCAGAACCGUCAGCUCAUGGAGGAAAACACUCGUUUGACUGACCUCACCCGCAUGCUGCUUUCAUCUCAGGCAUUCUCGGGCUUUUUGAGCGAGCUGAGUGGCACUGCUCCACCAUCUUCCUCUAGCAAUCCGUCGCAAGGACAAUCCCGCCCGCAACCCCAACCCUCGCAAAAGGACGUUAAUCCACAUCAAGUCACUCGUCAAUUGGAGAACCAGCAACAACAGAUCGGCAUGGCCACAAUUCCUGAAAUACCCCUGGAUUUCUCUCUAGCAGACAAUACUUCCACUGCAUCAAGCUGGAAUACUGGCAUAAGUCUCAGCAACUUCCCCGUAUAUUCCCUAACCAGCUUACCUGAGGGACCUGUCCUCGACAUAGGAAAGCUAUCCGGAAAGGCAGACGACGAUCGGCCGGUCCAACCGCUCGAGUCCGUCAAACGCGACAUGCCCACUAUCGAAUACCCAACGUCCUCAUACGGAGGCAAGAAUGUCGCUCCACCCUCGUAUCCUACCCAUAGUCUACGUGACGUGGUACUGGAUAGAACAGCAUUUGAGCUUUAUGCUGAAGCACCGUCAAAUCGUUCAAAAGCAACCCAUACUGUGCCAUGUGUGGCUCAUCACAUGAUCAGCGCGACAACGGCUGACUCACAUCCUGACCACCUUAUUGGUGGAGUAGAUGCUGAGACUGCCACUACCUCAAGACUAGUUCUGAUGUGUUCUCGACUUGAUGCCAUCUCGGCACGCAUUGCAGCCGUCACUUCUCAUCUGACUUGA
This is a messenger RNA of Endocarpon pusillum Z07020, 1767 nucleotides long. RefSeq lists its product as uncharacterized. Bases 1 to 1767 code for a protein of 588 amino acids. Gene Ontology annotation, biological process: regulation of DNA-templated transcription. Gene Ontology annotation, molecular function: DNA-binding transcription factor activity. The transcript has 2 exons. The record is from RefSeq and is a predicted model, not a curated record. NCBI's taxonomy places the organism in Eukaryota, Fungi, Ascomycota, Eurotiomycetes, Verrucariales, Verrucariaceae.